AUCCUCAUCCUCAUCCUCAGCGCUGCUCCCAUUUCGCUUGUAGUUUUCCUCAUUAUUUCCAGGUCAGAGGCGCGCGCUUCCUGUGCGGCGCGUGCGCGUGGACUGAAGAUGGCCGCAGAUGGAGGCGCUCUGAAGGAUAUCAAUGAGAUUAAAUCACAGUUCCGGACCCGCGAGGGAUUCUACAAGCUGCUCACCCUCUCGGACUCUCAGCAGCGGGCCGGGCUUCCGCGGGGCCCCUCGGCGGGUGUCACGGUGGGGCCGGGCGCGGGAGCGGGUGGCGGCGCCGGUGUGGGGCUGGUGCAGGGGCAGGGGCCCGGGGCCGCCGCUAACUCCUCUCCGGGCUUCCUGCCGCCGGUGCGGGUGUCGAUGGUGAAGCUGAAGCCCGAGGACCCCAGCGAGGACUCGGAGCGAGUGUGUUUCAACAUCGGCAGAGAACUGUACUUCUACACCUACACCAACAUCAAGAAGGCAGUGGAUCUCAGUAAGCCCAUAGACAAGCGCAUCUAUAAGGGAACUCAGCCCACCUGUCAUGACUUUAACCAGUAUUCGGCCACAGCUGACAGCGUGGCUCUGAUCGUGGGCUUCUCCGCUGGACAGGUGCAGUACCUCGACCCCAUCAAGAAGGAGACCAGCAAGCUCUUUAACGAGGAGAGGCUGAUAGACAAAUCAAAGGUGACGUGUCUCAAAUGGCUGCCCAAGUCGGAGAACCUCUUCCUGGCGUCUCAUGCGAGCGGUCACCUCUACCUCUAUAACGUGGAGCACCCGUGUGGCACCACCGCGCCGCAGUACUGUCUGCUCCGGCAGGGCGAGGGCUUCUCCGUCUACUCCUGCAAGACCAAGACGCCCCGUAACCCGCUGCUCCGCUGGGCGGUCGGCGAGGGAGGGCUGAACGAAUUCGCCUUCUCGCCCGAUGGCGUUCACGUGGCCUGCGUCAGUCAGGACGGCUGCCUGCGCGUCUUCCACUUCGACUCGAUGGAGCUGCAGGGCGUGAUGAAGAGCUACUUCGGCGGGCUUCUCUGCGUCUCCUGGAGCCCUGAUGGGAAGUAUCUCGCAACGGGAGGAGAAGACGAUUUAGUGACCGUCUGGUCGUUCGCCGAGAGUCGUGUGGUGGCGCGCGGACACGGGCACAAGUCCUGGGUCAACGUCGUAGCGUUCGACCCGUUCACGACGCACCUGGAGGACGACGAGCGGAUGGAGCUCAGUGGGAGCGAGGAGGAUCUCCAGCAGGGGGCGCUGCACUUCGGCCGCGUGCGAACUAGCAGCACGCUCUCGCGUCUCUCGCGACACAGCUCCAAAGGAGGCGCUUCGUCUGUGACGUACCGCUUCGGAUCCGUCGGCCAGGACACACAGUUCUGUUUGUGGGAUCUGACAGACGACGUUCUGUAUCCGCGGCUUCCGCUCUCCCGCGCAAUUACGAACACAUUCGGCCCUACGAUUCCUAGCAGCACGGCGUUGAGCGGAAGCAGCGGAGUCGAAGGUCACCAUCAUCCCUCAAACCCUCAUCAGACGUCAACGCUGCCACUGCCUUUACCUCGCUCGCUGUCGCGCUCCAACUCCCUUCCACAUCCCGCCGUCGCCAACACCUCCAAGAGCCAGGGGGCGACGGAGAGCAGCGGCACAGGCGUGAGCGCUGGCACAGGUGGAGGAAGCACACCGUUUAGCAUCGGCCGCUUCGCUACGCUGUCGCUACAAGAACGCAAAUCAGAUAAAUCCGGGGUGGGAGGAGAAAAGGAGCACAAGCGCUAUCACAGCCUCGGGAACAUCAGCAAAAGCAACGAUAAGAUUAACGUGGCGCCGCGCAGCUCCCGGCUAGAUGGCGCUAAAGUGCUGGGAACCACUCUGUGUCCGCGGAUGAACGAGGUGCCGCUGCUGGAGCCACUGGUGUGCAAGAAGAUCGCCCACGAGCGGCUCACCGUGCUGGUCUUCAUGAACGACUGCAUCAUCACGGCGUGUCAGGAAGGACUCAUCUGCACUUGGGCCAGACCCGGGAAAACACUCCCGUCUCAGCCGCUGUCAGCACAGAACGGAAACUCUCCGAGCGGGACCGUGGUAUAGCCGAAGCCUCAUUCCCACAUUCCCAAUUCCUGUGUCUGCAUCCAGAGCCGGUCCAUCACAGCGUUACGAUUCACCCGUCCACUGUAUCCCCACCAAACCACACACUUGAGCUUGAGUUGCACAUGAACAUAAACACACCCCGGGACCAUGAUGCACUGCUGCGACGCACCACGGCUCUCUCCUGCAGACGGACUGUGCAGAAACCCUGCUGGCUUCAUACACUGCAAACGCCACGGCCCUUUUAUUUCCUAUUUAUUUAUUUGAUCAUUGAGUCUUCUAUUGUACAUAUUCAGACUAUUCUAUAACGGCAGAGGACAUGUAUUGAAAUUAUGAACUCAACUAAUUAAUAUAUAAAGAUCCUAUAUUGUACAUAGUGACAGAUGCAUUGAAUGUGGAUUGAUGAGUUCUUGUUCUAGUGUGCUAGUGCUUUACAUGUGGCGAUCUGGCUGAGACAGUGCAUCCUUUGCUUUGGCAUCGGGCCUGAACUGAGAGUUACGUGCACGCUAGACUCGAGGUAUCUGCUUCAUAGAUUACAGAUGCUAAUAGAGAGGUCAGGUUAGUGGCAUCUAGAAAUGGUGUCAAAUGGUAGGCCGGGUAUAUGAACCUUAAAAGUGAGAUUUUCUAUAUUUACUAAGUUUUUGCUAAACAAACAACGUCACCGCAUUGUUGGCAUUCUCACGUGACUGUUUAGAGCUAGUCCAACCUGAAAGCAGAUCUCUUGAAUUUUGCCUUGUUGAACGCAAGACUGUGGAAGCCCGUUUUUGGGUACACAAUUAAUAAAAAUAAAAAUGGUUAUUGCAAAUUUAAAUGAAAAAUCUCCCAAUUCAGAAACUCCCAAUUCUAACUAUUUUCUCACAAUUCUUAGAAAAAUUUAAUUUUAUCUGUGGCGGAAACAAAAAGGUGCAAGGUGUAGAGUAAUUAUGUAAUUUUGAGGAAAAAAGUCAGAAUUGUGAGACAAACUCAGAAAUAUAAACUAAGAAUUCCGAAAAUAACAAAAGUUUAAAUGAGACAUAACCUAAGAAUUCAGAAAAGGAAAAAAGUUACAAUUCCCAAAAAAGUCAAAGUCACAAGAUAUAAAUUCAGAAUUUCAGGAAAAAAAUGAAAUUGUGAGAUCCCCAUAAAGUCAAUUCUGAGGAAAAAAAAGUUGCAGUAACCUUUUUUUAAUUUUUUAUUCCCUGACAGAAAUGAGCUUCCAUACAAGUCGAAUGUAAUGAAAGGGAGAAACUUUUCUGUCAUUUAAGCAGCACAUUUUACCAUGGUAGCACGGAGUAGGUGCUGUUCCUUACACCUGCUAUGCCUCUUGCUAAAUUUUGCACAUUUACAGGUUGAUUUUAGCUCACUGGAGGGACCAUUUUCAGGAGUCCGGAUUACUGAGAGCCAAUGUGAAUUGCGUUUUUAGGGUUUUGUUGUGCAGACUUCUCAAAAGGACAGUGUCAUAUAAUUUCUACCGACGUAUGUGAAUCAGUUCUUGCCAUUAAGCGAAGCAAGAAAACAAAAUCAAUGGAUAUCACAUACACUGUCAGUCAUUACUGUUCAAAUUGUCACUAAAACCAGUUUCUCAAGCAAGUUCUGCAAUGUUUCGAGAUUCUUUAGUGUUCCUGACAGUGAACUCACACCUUAAGGAUGGAUUAUUUUCUCACAAGCUCUUAUUUAAAGCAUCUAAAUCCUCAAAUCAACUGAUAGCAUUAAAUUGGUUGAAUAAAUUGGUAGCCAUAUUUGAGGACACUGAGUCUUUCUAGAUGUCUGUGAGGAACCACACAACAUAACCUGGUCUUUUAGGUGAUUGUACUGGUUUAAAUGUGGUUUGGCUGCUUUAGUGAUCCCGGCAUGGAUGUUUCUUCUCCUAGAGGCAGAACUUUGCUUGUAUUUUAGACAAAGGCCAAGCUAAUGAACUCCUAUGCCAUCAUUCCCACCCAAUUACAGGACACUAUGUGUGUAAAAACAGUGUUUUAGCUCUGACGGUAUGUAUGCUUGACACUUAGUUCUCAUUGUUUAUGUCUUUUUGUAAGUGUUUAUUGUUCAUUUUAAUCUCAGAUAUUUUGGGAUUUAUGUUUUGUACGGCUGUAGCAUUGUGAUUGUCUUUACUGUUAACUGGAGAAAAUGGACCAAUUAGUGGAUGUUGGAACGUUUUAUUGUGUGCUUUUUAUACAAUGCCAUCCAUUAGGUUAAUUUUUUGCUACUUGCACUUUUUUUUGCAAAUGCAUUCAGUUCUGAUGGAUCUUUUGUCUUACUGUAGCGUGUGAAUCCUAACAGAUGGAGGCAUCCAAGAGCGUCCCGCUUCAUCGACGUAUGAAAAUGGAUGAUUUCGGUGUAGCUUCCAUUCUUCCACACUGUUUUUCUUUAAAAUCGAUUAUCUUCCACUGCAUGUGAUUUCAUUUAGCCCACGGUUAUAUGCCUGAGUCUGGUGACGUGGCCAACAAUAUCACAAUAUCCAGUUUGUAUAUGGGAAUCUGUUAUUAAAACAUCAAAUACUCAUGCA
Carassius gibelio (silver crucian carp) is the source of this 4534-nucleotide messenger RNA. RefSeq names its product WD repeat-containing protein 20-like. The transcript is spliced from 4 exons. Gene Ontology annotation, molecular function: protein binding. The record is from RefSeq and is a predicted model, not a curated record. The coding region runs from base 109 to 2055 and encodes 648 amino acids. NCBI's taxonomy places the organism in Eukaryota, Metazoa, Chordata, Actinopteri, Cypriniformes, Cyprinidae.